Molecule: messenger RNA, 3048 nt
Organism: Gekko japonicus
Lineage: Eukaryota; Metazoa; Chordata; Lepidosauria; Squamata; Gekkonidae
Product: vomeronasal type-2 receptor 26-like
Exons: 8
Coding region: 1-3048 (1015 amino acids)
Biological process (GO): G protein-coupled receptor signaling pathway
Cellular component (GO): membrane
Molecular function (GO): G protein-coupled receptor activity
Source: RefSeq, a predicted model, not a curated record
AUGGCAAAGCUGGUGUUCUUGAUGAUUCUGUUCUCUCCCAUGGCACGUAAAGUCAAUAUUUGGAAGUGCCUCAUGAGUGAUGCAGUCUCAGUUCCACAUGACUUCUAUCGGUCCGGGGAUGUCCUCAUUGGUGGGGUUGUUUCUCAGAUUGUUUACCCUCUUCACACAUUUUCUUUUGAAGUGAAUCCCUCAAAUGACCCUCUUGACUUUCCACACAUGCUAACAAAGUACUACCAGCAUGUCCUGGCUUUGGUGUUUGCUGUAGAUGAGAUCAACCAUAACCCCAAGAUCUUGCCCAAUGCCACUCUUGGGUUCCACAUCUGUGACAGCUAUGACAAUGUCCAAAUGACCUAUUGUACUACUCUGCAUCUCCUUUUUCAGUCAAGUAGAUAUUUUCCCAACUAUGAAUGUGGUAUUCAGAAAAACAUAAUGACUGUCAUUGGGGGACUUAGUUUAGAGAUCUCCUUCCAUAUGGCGGACAUCUUGGCUCUUUACAAGUUACCACAGCUCACUUAUGGCUCAUUUGCCCAAGAGGAGAGUCAUACAAGACAGUCCCCUUUGUUUUACCGCUUGGUCCCGAAUGAACCCUAUCAGUGCAUAGGAAUUAUCAAAUUACUUCAGCAUUUUGGGUGGACGUGGGUCGGGCUCUUUGCUGUGGAUGACGACAGUGGAGACCAUUUCUUGCAAACCCUUGAGCCAUUGUUUUCCCAGCAUGGAAUCUGUUGGGCCUUCACAGAGAGAAUCCCAAACCAGGUGAACUGGGAUAAGCUAUACGAACUUUAUACUGUGGUGUCAAAUAUAUAUCUGCCUUUCAGAGAAAGCAAAGCCAGUACAUUUAUCUUCUAUGGGGAAUCAUGGACAAUGACAACCUUGACUGGUGUUCUGUCUCUAGCAGGUCAUAGCUAUACAGAAAAUAUGUCAUUGAGAAAAGUGUGGAUUAUGACAGCCCAAGUGGAUUUUGCAUUAACAGGCAUUCAGCGAGACUGGGAUUUCCAGUUCUUCCACGGGGCCCUUUCCUUCAGAAUUCACUCAAAUGUACCCUUUGGAUUCCACAACUUUCUGAAGAAAAUUAAACCAUAUUGGGAACCCAAAGAUGGGUUUCUCAAGGAGUUUUGGGAACAAGCAUUUGGAUGUUCAUUACUAGACCCUCAGGAUACAGAGAAUGAUGAUGCAAUGUGUACCGGGGAGGAGCGCCUGGACAGCCUUCCAGGGCAUAUUUUUGAAAUGAGUAUGACUGGCCAUAGCUACAGCAUCUACAAUGCUGUUUAUGCCACAGCACAUGCUUUACAGGCCAUGCACACCUCUAUGUCCAAGUACAGAAAAAUAUCACAGAGUAAAAGACUUGAAUUUCCUCAUUUCUAUCCUUGGCAGCUGAACAGAUUUCUUCAAGGCAUUUCAUUUAACAACUCAGUAGGUGAACCUGUGUCUUUAAAGAAAAACAGGGAAAUGGGAGAUAGAUUUGAUAUCAUGAAUUUGGUCACAUUCCCAAACAAGACUUUUGUUAGAGUGAAAGUUGGAAGUGUGAAUUCCAAUGCUGCGGAAGAACCAGUAUUCGUCCUUCAUGAGGAGAGAAUUGUGUGGCAGACACAUUUCAACCAGGUGCCCGUUUCUGUGUGCAAUGACUACUGCCGCCCUGGUACCCAAAAGGAAAAGAAAGAAGGGGAGAAAUUUUGUUGCUAUGACUGUGUCCCUUGCCCAGAAGGAAAGAUUUCAAGCCAGCAAGAUAUGGUUGAUUGUAUCAAAUGCCCAGAAGAUCAGUAUUCAAGCAAGGACAAAGAUGGAUGCGUCAACAAAGUGAUAACUUUCUUGUCAUUCUUGGCAUUUGAAGAACCUUUAGGAAUCACUUUAGUUUUGCUUGCAGUUUCUUGUUUCCUGAUCACAGCCUUCGUGCUAGCAGUUUUUAUGAAGAACAAAGAUACCCCCAUAGUCAAAGCCAAUAACCGAGAUCUCACCUAUGCUCUCCUCGUCUCCCUUCUGCUCUGCUUCCUCUGUGCUUUGCUUUUUCUUGGAAAACCAAGCACUGUGACCUGCUUCAUCCGACAAUCUGCUUUUGGGAUCGUCUUUUCGGUGGCUCUUUCUUGUGUGUUGGCCAAAACCAUCACUGUGGUUCUAGCUUUUAUGGCCACCAAACCAGGAUCUGGCCUGAGGAAGUGGGUUGGGAAAAGACUGGCCAACUCCAUUGUCCUUUCCUGCUCCCUUGUUCAAGUAGGUAUCUGUAUAGUGUGGCUGGGAACCUCGCCUCCAUUUCCAGAUUUAGACAUGCAGUCCAUGGCUGAGAAGAUUGUAGUAGCAUGUAAUGAAGGGUCUGUGGUCAUGUUUUAUGUUGUCCUGGGUUACUUGGGACUUUUGUCUCUCAUAAGCUUGACUGUGGCUUUCUUUGCCAGGAAGCUGCCCAACAGUUUUAAUGAAGCCAAAUUCAUCACUUUCAGCAUGCUGAUCUUUUGCAGUGUUUGGAUGUCCUUUCUUCCAACCUAUCUGAGCACCAAAGGGAAAUACAUGGUUGCUGUAGAGGUUUUCUCUAUCUUGGCCUCCAGUGCUGCAUUACUGGCUUGGAUCUUCUCUAUUAAGUGCUACAUCAUUCUUCUGAGACCUGAUCUGAAUAGCAGUGUUGAUUUGAGGGUUGAAAUUCACACUUUAGAUUCAGCAAACCCAAACUAUAUCCAAAUCCUAUUAAUUAAGAGUUUAUUUACAGAUCCUGUUUUGUGUAUUGAUGUAUAUCUUCAACCUAAAUGCUCCAAAGCUCAUACAGAAGAAGUUACAUCAGAUUUGUUUCCUGGUCAAAGAAGACACAAAUGGUCAGAGCAUCUACAAACAAAACUAGCUGAAGCCUUAGAGGACACAGAAAUAAAGGACAAAAGACAAGUCCUCCUCCAAACAGAUGCCAACAUUAUCCAAUUAUAUGAAGAGAUUGUACAACUAAUUAAGCCACUUCUUAUUAAGGAUGAAUCUCCUAAAAUUCAUCUGUGUCCCUCAAAUAAAUGGUAUGAUUUGGAAUGUAGAAAUCUAAAAGAUAUAUAUAAACUGAAAAAUGAGGAAAACCAGACAUAG